Molecule: messenger RNA, 3871 nt
Organism: Symsagittifera roscoffensis
Lineage: Eukaryota; Metazoa; Xenacoelomorpha; Acoela; Convolutidae
Product: CAP-Gly domain-containing linker protein 1-like
Exons: 5
Coding region: 36-3557 (1173 amino acids)
Biological process (GO): cytoplasmic microtubule organization
Cellular component (GO): nucleus; cell cortex; microtubule plus-end
Molecular function (GO): microtubule plus-end binding
Source: RefSeq, a predicted model, not a curated record
UUUUGAGCUAUGUACUGAAAAGCAACCGAUUACAGAUGGCAGAUAGAUCAGCUAGUGGACUACAGAAGCCGUCCUCUAGGCUAGUGAAACCAAUAGGAAAACCAUUAGGUGGGUCAGGGACGGCAGCCACUGCGUUAUCCGCCAACCCUCUUGCAACUGCUGCUGCUUUGGGUGCUAACAGAGGUGCUGAGAGGAGGGAUUCGGUAUCCAGCAUUUCCAGUACAUCGGUCAACUCAACAGCUAAGAAAGCCGACACAGCUACAAAUCCAUCCGAAAUACAACUUUCAGUUGGAGACGUUGUUUCAAUUCCUGGAGGCAAGCAAGGGAAGCUGCUGUUCUUGGGGGAGACCCACUUCGCCAAGGGAGAGUGGGCUGGAGUGUAUCUGGAUGAAGCUGCUGGGAAGAACGACGGAUCACUCGACGGGAAGUCUUACUUCACUUGCCCAGACAAGUAUGGAAUAUUUAUCAAGCCAAAUAAACUCACGCGAGUUGACCAGCAGACACCAAAAAUAAUUCCUGCCCAGGUCAAAGUACCUCUAACUGUCAAUCAAUCGCGCUCCGCCAUUAAGUUGAACAGCAGCGGAGAUGCUGUUAACUCAUCAAUACGUAGCAAUGAAGUCUCAGUACCUUCCAAAAAAAUGAGUGCGCCUUCUGGUCCUUUGAAUAUGGCGCCUUUAUCAGACAUUGCGAGUACUCCUCGAAAGAUUAGUACAAGCAAUGCUCCCAUGCGGUCAAUGACCCCGGCCAACAACCAGUCUAACUUCGGUGCAGUUCAAAUGCGAGUGAAACCAGGAGCCCAGGCCGACGUUCUCUCCGCAGAAGACCUGACUGUAGGCGAGAAAGUUUGGGUGAAUGGGCUGAAACAAGGUGCAGUGGCCUUUGUGGGAGAAACCGAAUUUGCGACCGGAGUGUGGGUCGGAAUCAUCCUCGGAGACAAAUCAGGCAAAAAUGACGGAUCUGUCAGUGGCAAAAGAUAUUUCAAGUGCGAGCAUGGCUUUGGUCUGUUCUCGCCAAUCUCCAAAAUUUCGAAGGAGCCUAAAAGAGCGCCUAGUGCUUUCCCACAAGCCAUGCAACAGAAGCAGCUGCUGUCUUUUGCCACGCCACAAAGGCCGGCGUCUGCAGUGGUAGACCCCCGACUGCGACAACAACAGCAACAGCAGGAGACUGCAGUGCUGGCCAAGAGGAGGGGAAGUGCGACUGGACAGCUUCUGCUGCAGAAAGAGAAACUGGGCGGCAGUUCAGGCAGCGUCAGCUCCAUCGGGUCAGCCGCCAGUGCCAAAUUCAACGGUAUGCUGAGCAACAGUGGCGGUGGUAGUGGAGGUGGUACUCUGCAGCAGCUGCAGAUGCUGUUGAGGGAGGCGGAGGUGAGGGAGAGUCAGCUGACCCUGCUGGUUGAUCAGAGCGACAAGGCCAAGUUAGAUUUGGACAGACAGCUGGAAGAGGAGAGACGCAAAGUUGAAGACCUUCAUUUCCGCAUGGAGGAAGAAGCUAUUUUGAGGGGUGACUUGAUGAACGAAAAGAAUAUGUUGAAACAUCAGCAGGAGAUGAUGGAACAGGAGCUGCGCGAGGUUCGUGAACAACUGGAGGAACUGCGCAAGAACUACUCGGAUCUGGAGUUCCAGUUAGCAGAACAGAGCAUGUCAGAGGAGUGCGACUCAGGAGUAAGUGUGAAUUCCAACUCCAACUCACUGACCACCAAUCUUGCAGUCCACGUAACCGAACUGGAGGAGACAGUCCGCGCGAAAGAAGACAGCCUGUGUGAGCUGCGCGCCCAACUAGAUCAGCAAAAGUCGCAGAAUCACCAUACUCUACAACAAGCGCAGCUCCAACUUUCAAAGGAAAGUUCGCUAGCAAAAGAAAUUUGCGAGCUCAAAAGGGAGCUCGGUGAGUUGAAUAAUUGUCUCAAUUGCAAACAAAAUGAGGCCAACGAAAUAGAGUUCAAGUUGAACGAGAUGAAAAUCAGCCACAGCUCUCUGGAGGAGCAGUUGAAAGCGCAGAUUCAGUUAGCAAGCUACCUAAAGAGGGAAAAGCAGGGAUUGGAGGCAACGGUAGAAUCGCUGGUCAACAACAGUGGUGACAGUCAAGUAGCCAUUCUGACCAAAGAAGUGAAGAGUCACCAGGCUGCAGCAGAACAGAUGAGAACGCAGAUGGAGGAGUUGAGAGAAGAGAGAGUUCGAUUGACGGCACAGAUUGAUACAACUAAAAUGGAGUGGGCUGAUAAACUGAGGGAUGCAAAUGACGAUCACUCGAAAGAACUAGCUGAAAAGAAACAGAAAAUCAGCCAACUGGAAAGCAAAAUAGCAGAAGCGAACGAAAACAUGACAAGGUAUCAGGUAGAGGUUAACAAGAGCUCCAAAUGUAUGGAUGAAUUGAGAGAGAAGUGUCAGAAUGAAAAGAGCGCACGAGAGCUGGCGGAGCAGGAAAGAGAAAAAUGGAAGUUGGAGAAACAAAGUGCUGAGAAUGAGCUCAAAACAAUGAGUGAACUACUGAGUCAAGCGAAGUCAGAAAUUGAAAGUUCUAACAAUAAGAGUAGUGAAACAAUUGAUCAACAGAGCGAGUUAAAUGAGCUGCGAAAAAAGUUGUCUGAAUCCAUACCCUACAAGGAUCAAGUCUCUAGAUUGGAGAGUGAAAUUGAAGGAUUGAAAAAAGAAUUAGCUGAUUGCAGGGUAGCUCUGAACUCCAGAGAACAGCAGAUAGCUAACAUGAAGCUGUCGGCAGAAGAGUGGUCUGCAAGUGAUAGUGAGUUGAGCUUGAUUAGAGAGCAGUAUGACACAGUGUUAAGUAAAUACAUGAGUUUGCAGAGCGCGAUAGAAAGUAAAGAUAAUGAGCUAGUAGAAACGAAACAGACUGUGCGGAGACUCGAAACAGAUAAUGAAGAGCAGAGUUCACGCAUUGCAUUGUUGAUUGAAGACUACGCGGCAUUGGAGAAGAAACUAGAAGAAGCGCGGGAGCAAUUGAAAGUGGUUGAUAACUUGAAAGAACAAGUGUCGAGGCUGAAGCGAAAUGUGGUGGAGUUGAAUGAGAAAGUGGCGAGCAAAGAAUUGUCUAUUCUGCAGUACAAGGAGUCCAACUCCAAGUUUAAGGCAGAAUUAGACGUGGCCCUGAAGAAGGCUGAGGGUGCACAGAGUGUGUAUUCAGCAGGGGGAGACUUCAACACUCAGAUCAAAUCGGAGCGAGAUUCUCUGCAGAAGCAAGUUGACUUUUUGAACUCGGUCAUUGUCGAGCUGAGCAACAAAAACGAACAUCUGGCCGCCAAGCUAGAAGCAUUUGCGUUCGGAGGACAUUUGGACGGUACUGGAGUUGCGUCUAGUGGACCGAGUGUGCUGGACGAAGACUCGCCUGUGAAGGGAUACAAUCACAACAUUAGACCAUUCUGUGACAUCUGUGACGAGUUCGACCUGCACGACACAGAGGAUUGUCCGAUGCAGGAUAGCAGACCUCUGAGUCCGCCAGCAACACGCAAUAACGGCAACAUCACAGACCCGAGACCCUACUGCGACAUCUGUGAUUGCUUCGACCACUGGACUCACGACUGCGACGACGAUCAAAUGUUUUAAACACACUUAGACUCAAAUUGAAUUUCAAAUUUUAAAUCCACGUCGCAUUAUUCCCUGUUAUUGUGCUGAAAAUAACACUUGCCACGAGUGUCAUUAUACAGGCUUUAAAAGUUUUCUCUUUACAAUCAAAUGACUUAAUCAAAUGCAAUUUGUAUGAGGGAUGUUUCUGUAUUGGCUAUGUUGGAUUACAUUGCCAUAAUAGUGGUAGUCCCUCAAAACUUCAUCCUCAUUACGAGAAUUAUUUAAUUCCAUCCAGAUAUAUUGUGUAUCAUUGGCAUUUAUUUUGAAGAGUAUUAGUUUAAUUGAUGAAAUCA